AUGUCUUCUAACAACGGAGAUACAAGCGGAGAACUCGUGCCAAGCACCUCCCAUCAAGCCGUCAACACACCAAAUCCACAGUCAAUGAUCCCCGGCCUCUCACAAGAUACGAUCAAUGGCCUAAUGACUGCAUUUGGUGGUAUGAUGCGUCAAGAAAUGCAGAGAUUUGAGCAGAGAUUAGAGAGAAUCGAACAGUUUUUGGGCCCCGCACUAUACCAAAAUCCUACUUCAUCUCCCAAUCCUACUCCGCCUCUCAAUUCGACUCCGCCUCCCAAUUCCACUCUUCCCAGCAUUGAAAUACCAGAGCAGAACCUCUCUCACACGAACGACUCGUCCUACCAUACAAGUUCAGGCCACUUACGAGCGAAGGAGAUGGGAUACUUCGAUCUGCAACAGGCGAAUGUGGAGAAAACUGCGGAGAAAUAUACGGAGAAAACUGCGGAGAAGAACAAGAGCACGGACCACAGCAGUCCUAUUCAAGCGGGCACACUCUCCAUAAUUCCACAUCAGGCCACUAUGCAUAUUUGCGGAGAACCUUCCCCUCGCCUCAGCAAUACACCAGUUUUCGCCACCCCUUCUCACCUCACUUCUCGCUUUCGCCUCUCCGCUCGGUUACACUCGAUUCGCGAAGGAUAUGGAGGCUAUAGGCCAAGGAUAGGUGCAUGGACAUAUGGACGGCGCAUGCUCAAUGUAGCUAUCCAGAGAUGCAGCCACGAGGACGUGUCUUUUUUUUCAUUCUUUGCGGGCAUGUUGUUACGGUACGCCAAGGCCUCCUCCAGAGCCACCACCCAUUUGGGCCUAGCGUGGCUUGGCAUCGCACAUAUCUGCCCUGCAGGCACAUAG
This is a messenger RNA of Letharia columbiana, 843 nucleotides long. RefSeq lists its product as uncharacterized. Lineage: Eukaryota; Fungi; Ascomycota; Lecanoromycetes; Lecanorales; Parmeliaceae. The transcript has a single exon. The record is from RefSeq and is a predicted model, not a curated record. The coding region runs from base 1 to 843 and encodes 280 amino acids.